UGGCCUAAACAAAUGGUCCAUCGAGCCUCAACAAUCAAUAACGAAAAUACAGUCCACUCAUUUAAUACGUUUGGAGCGAACGAAGUGCAGCAAAUUAUCGCGACAUCGGCUCAACGGCCGCCGGAGUCAAACUUCAGACAUCAAGACAAAGGAAGUACCGUGUGGACAGGGGAAGAUAAAGUGGAGAUUGAGGUGUGUUCCGACAAGCCAGAGGACGAAUACGAGGAACGUUCAAAAUUCGAAGAGCGUUAUUACGCGCUGAUGGCGCAAGCGCGCAAUCUGCUGUGCAGAGAUGGUGCAGCAGAUGACGGUCGCUCUGUUGCAGGUUCGAUAUGCAAACAAACAGCUAUGGUGAAAGUGAUUGACGACAACGGCAACAGCAUGGACGCACGGCUUCUACUCGAUAACGGCAGUACGGCAAAUUUUAUAACGCAGUCGCUUUGCAGUAAACUAAAAUUAUCUACACGUUCCGUAAGUUCUGAAAUUAAUGGCAUUAAUAAUCAAUCGUUAACUAGUACACAAGCUUGCAACUUAACAAUCCAGUCCCAAUGUUGUAGGUAUAAAGCGAAUAUAGAAUGUUAUAUUUUACCGGAGAUAACUAAAAUACUCCCUUCUACUAUUAUAGACAUCAGUCAACUUUCGUUGCCCUCAGAUCUACAUCUAGCUGACCCUUCGUUCAACAUACCGUCAGUAAUCGACAUUCUCGUCGGGGCUGAAGUUUUCUGGGAUGUUAUAUGUACUAAAUCAAUUAACCUAGGCAAAAACAAACCUAAGUUAGUUGAAUCAAAAUUAGGUUGGAUUGUUACAGGCCAACUACCAAUACAGACAACAUCAAAUUUUACGCAUUCUUGUAAUUUGUCGAUUAGAGAUCUUGACAACAAUUUGAAAAGGUUUUGGGAACUCGAUUCCGUCGCUUCGAGCCACGCCCUGUCUAGUGAAGAACGAGCUUGUGAGGAAAGCUUUAACUUGAAUACUAUCCGUGACGAAGACGGUCGAUUUAUUGUAACGAUACCAUUAAAAAAUAAUACUAAUGUCUUAGGUGAGUCAUAUGAAAUGGCGCAACGCCGUUUUUUAUCAUUGGAACGUCGAUUUCAACGUAAUCCUGUCUUCAAAGAACGAUAUAUAGCAUUUAUGCAGGAAUACGAACGUUUGGGUCAUAUGACUGAAAACAAUACGCGUAAUACUUCUGAAGCAGAGUCUAAUAUCGAAUACUUUUUGCCGCACCAUGGAGUCAUUAAUAAUGCUAAGAACAGAGCCUGGGAUUGGGAGAUCAGCAGCUGUUUACGUGAACAUUAUGCGGAUAGGAUAGGAUUAUAG
Molecule: messenger RNA, 1317 nt
Organism: Papilio machaon (common yellow swallowtail)
Lineage: Eukaryota; Metazoa; Arthropoda; Insecta; Lepidoptera; Papilionidae
Exons: 4
Coding region: 13-1317 (434 amino acids)
Source: RefSeq, a predicted model, not a curated record